Molecule: messenger RNA, 1272 nt
Organism: Quercus lobata
Lineage: Eukaryota; Viridiplantae; Streptophyta; Magnoliopsida; Fagales; Fagaceae
Exons: 1
Coding region: 216-1130 (304 amino acids)
Source: RefSeq, a predicted model, not a curated record
UUGCCACCCACACCCACCUCCCGUAUUUAUAAGAUCCCCACUUUAUAUUUUCAUUCCCAAAAAAUCCUAAACAGGAAAAAAAAGAAAAAAAACCUCAAAGAAACCCAACCAUCACAACUAUUCACACAGAAACAAAAUACUAAUCCCCCUAUUUAUUAACCCAGAAAAAAAGCUUAAUAAGAAGAAGAAGAAGAAGGGUGUGAAAGAGGGCUCAAAUGCAAGAAGAAAGUUGGGAACUUUCGGUGUGUCCAAGCUUCAAUAGCUACUCUUCUGAUAAACUCGUGGACGUAGCCGCUAAAGUGACCCGCGAGUUUGAUCAUCGUGAUCACGAUGGUGAGGAAGCGUUCGAGGAAAACGAGGAGUUCGAGUUCGUGUCCGUUCGUAAAGCCGAGGACCACGUGGUCGUGUUGGGCGGUCAGAUCGGUCCGGUUUUCCCGGUGUUCAAUCGCGACCUUCUGUCUGAUCAGAACCCCACCAAAAGUCAACAAAUUACCGACGGCCAGGAUUUGAAGAACAGAGAAGAAGAAGAAGAAGAUGAGGAUGUACGGUGUCUUCGGAUUCCGCUAAAGAAGCUGUUCAGCGAGGAACAUGAUCCGGCGUCGUACUCUUCGUCGUCGUCGGAGGUGGAUGAGCUGGAAGGGGUCCCACCUGGAACAUACUGUGUAUGGACCCCACAUAGUAACAGCCCACCAAAAGCCAUAGCCUCAGCCGCCUCACCGAGCCAAUGCAAGAAAAGCAAUUCAACUGGGACGACAACCUCGUCUAAUACUAAGUCUUCUUCUUCCAAACGUUGGAGGCUUAUGAAUUUGCUUCGAAGGAGUAACAGUGAAGGGAAGGACUCGUUUGUCUUUUUGACUCCGAAGAACAAGGAGGAAGAGAUUAGUAAUAGUAAUAAUAGCUUUGAGGAGGAGAAUUCGAAUCCGAAGGAAAUGAAGAAAGUGGUGGUGGUGAAGAAGAAGAAGAAGAAGGAGAAGGAACAAACGGUGUCGUCUGCGCAUGAAGUGUUUUAUGGGAGGAAGAGGGAAAGCAUGGAGAGGGAUAAGAGAAAGACGUAUUUGCCCUACAGGAAAGAUUUGGUCGGAUUCUGGGCUAGUGUUGGUAGCUUGGGUCGGACCUUCCCUCCUUUCUAAAGGUUCUUACCGGAUCAUCUCUCUCAGUUUGACUUUUUUUUUUUUUUUUUUUUUAAUAUGAUUGAAUUUAUGUACAAUUACUUAAGAAGUGAUGUACCUUAAAAAUUUUUAAAAUUAAAUUUAACUAUAUGAUUUUGCAAAA